CACCGUUUAAUAAACUUUGUGAUAAGUCCUGUAUAACACGUUCUCAACUUAAUUUCUAAGUUUGUAUUGUUGUUUGUAUGAGGGCAUGAUUAUUCACGAAUAGUAUUGAUCAAAUUGUAGCAUUAGAUUGCGUGACAUGGUAAAGGCCUAUAUACAUAGUAGUAAAUACAAUGCUCCAUGGCAUAGCGGAGUUGCAAGAGUUGCUAUCGAUCUGUUCUUUCUAUUUAUCGAACAAACACCAGUGACUAGUCGUCUUAUUUUGAAGUUUGAUCUGCACGAGCAGUGUUCUCCAAGCAGUGGUAUAGAUUAGUUAGUAUUCACAUUAAUUGUGAGUUGUCCGGUACAAUACGCUUUGAAUUUUAUUGUAAGAUGGGUGAAGAAUAUAAUCCAGUUAGAAACAUUUGUUCGCAGACAAAGCGCUUCCGGACAGCAACUGUAAAAGCAAAAAUUCUGAACACUGAACGACUCAGUAACAUUGGGUUGGACAUGUCUGAAUUACGUUGCAAGGAUUUGGCAAAUUUUCAGUGCUGCAUAGGAUCACGGCCCCUGAAUUCGAGUAAAUAUUUUAGUGAUUCCCGGAAUAAUCAGUCGGGAUGUUCUCAAUUAAAAAAUCACGACGACUAUUAUGGUUCCAUGUUUUUGAGCAACAAUAUCAGUACCAAUAAUAGCACAAAUCCUCAACUUUCAGAAGGUUUUGAAGAUCGCUCUACUCGCAAUCAUGUCGGUCGUUUUUCAAAUGUUGUGAGUCUGACGACGAGCAAUCAUAAAGCUUCUCGUGUUCGAGAAAUUACGAGAGAAAUUAGUCAACAUUUUCUUGCAAACGACUCAUCUAAAAAAUUUGCAUCACGCUUCCCAAACUUCCAGACGAAAAUUACACAAAUAAGCAACAUCGACACCGAUAUAGAAGAAAAAUCAGAACGAUCAAGUGAUGGUACCACAAAUUCUCACCGGAUCAACAAGUCUACUUGGAAAUUAAAUAAAGAUUUCAAUGACACUCCAUCAGAUUCUCAAUCGAAUUUAAAUGGUUGGCUAUACUUUGUAGAAUGUUCUACUGACAUCCCUAUGACAAAAUUUGCAAAGAAAAAAGAAAUUGCUCCACGUGAACUUUUUCAAAAGUGCGAAAUUUGUGGGAACUCAUUUGGGACGGCUGGCUUCAAGAUACACCAACCUCGUUGUUCUCAAACAAAAAUAACAGAUGCUAGCCAGCAGAUGGAUAUCCCGAAAAACACUCGUUUUCGCGGACAGGUCCAAUAUCAAAUGAAGGAACUUUCCACUGCAAUAAAUACAAAUUCUAACUGCAAAAAGCAAGAAAAGGAUAAGAUAUCAGAAUCGCAAACGAAAUUCAAACAAAUCGUUUGUGACAUUUGCAACCGUCAAUUUGGAUCACACUCCAUUUCAAUUCAUCGGCCUCAGUGCCUAAAAAAAAUCAACCAGAAGAUUCCACCAACUGGUCAAUUGAAAAAUUAAGCAAAUAUUAAGCAACACGUGAUUAAUAGAAAUUCAAAGAAAAAGAAAUUCAAAACAUCGUAUCUUAAUUGUGUAAAUUUCUUUUAUAACCAAGAUGGAAAUGUUGCCGCUGCUACAAUCUUCCCUACUAACACAGCGAUGUACCAUGGAUAUGACUGCAGCGUACUCCCAAGGAUAAGGGAGAUACAAACAGCAUAUCCAUGGAAUGCUUCAUGUUGAUCCUUAUUUCCCCUUCCCCGUACGUACCAUUUGUAUGUCCCUUGAAUAUACCGGUUUGUGUAUACACAGUAUCCUUAAAUAACAUCCAUCUUUGGAUAUGAUUUCUGUUAGAAAAUAAAAGAUAAAAGUCUCA
Molecule: messenger RNA, 1819 nt
Organism: Daphnia pulex (common water flea)
Lineage: Eukaryota; Metazoa; Arthropoda; Branchiopoda; Diplostraca; Daphniidae
Product: oxidized purine nucleoside triphosphate hydrolase-like
Exons: 3
Coding region: 370-1467 (365 amino acids)
Biological process (GO): DNA protection
Molecular function (GO): 8-oxo-7,8-dihydroguanosine triphosphate pyrophosphatase activity
Source: RefSeq, a predicted model, not a curated record